Varanus komodoensis (Komodo dragon) is the source of this 5837-nucleotide messenger RNA. RefSeq names its product SPT2 chromatin protein domain containing 1 (gene SPTY2D1). Bases 159 to 2183 code for a protein of 674 amino acids. The record is from RefSeq and is a predicted model, not a curated record. Gene Ontology annotation, molecular function: DNA binding; histone binding. Gene Ontology annotation, cellular component: nucleolus. NCBI's taxonomy places the organism in Eukaryota, Metazoa, Chordata, Lepidosauria, Squamata, Varanidae. Gene Ontology annotation, biological process: nucleosome assembly; regulation of DNA-templated transcription. The transcript has 7 exons.
UGAGUAUGCUGUGAGGGUUGGGCGGGGCGUCGCGUCGCGUCCGAGAGGAACUUUUCGUCAGCUGGGCUAGGAAGGGGGCUGAGGCGGAGAAGUAGCAGCAGGGAGCGCCUUUCCCGUCUGCCUGAGCCCCUUCUGGGGAAGGGGCUGCGGAGCCCAGCAUGGAAUUCCGCCAGAUCCUCAUGGUGGCCUCGGAGCAGCAGGGACUCAGCUCGGUUCCGAAAAGAUACAGUUUGGCUGUAGGUCCUCCCAAAAAGGAUCCAAAAGUUAAAGGUGUUCAAUCAGCUGCUGUGCGAGCUUUCCUCAAACGACAAGAAGAGGAACAGAAGAAAAAAGCUCUUGAGGAGAAAAGAAGAAAAGAAGGACUUCUUGCUAGACGUGUGGAAUUGAAACAUGACCGAAAAGCAAGAGCUAUGGCUUCACGGACAAAGGACAAUUUCCGUGGCUAUAAUGGCAUUCCUGUUGAAGAGAAGCCUAAAAAGAGGCAAGGUGCAAGCGGCUCUGAAAAAAACAUAGAAAUAAAUGAAUGCACAACAGGUGAUGAAAUGGAGCAGUUUGAAUAUAGUCAAAUAGAAUCUGAGCCGGAAUCAGAAGAGUACGAAGAAAAGCCAUCCAAAACACCUGUCAGACCAAAGGCACCUCCCAAAAGCGGUCCUGCAACUAUGAAUUUUAAUGAUCUUUUAAAGCUGGCUGAAAAAAAACAAUAUGAACCAGUUGAAAUCAAAGUUGUAAAAAAAACAGAAGAAAGGCCUAUGACAGCAGAAGAACUAAGAGAGCGAGAAUUCUUAGAGCGCAAGAACAGAAAAGGGGCUGUACUAAAAGAGAAGAAACUGGAAAAAGAAACAAGGCAUGUAAGUGCAUUAAGUUCUUCCAAGAAGGACAUUGUGCAGAAGGAGUCCACAAAUGCUACACUGAGCAAGCAUGGAACAGAUAAACAUUCCUUUUCUAAAGGAGGCCAUUCCUUGCAAAGUGGAAUUGAUAAAAGAACCAAAGUACCAGCAUUAAGUGAAAAGCCUUCAAAGCUAUCCUCUUCUUCCAAACCCAACCACAUUGAAAAAGCAAAACCUCCACCCAAGGGACCUUUAAAAAGCCCAUCUAACAGCAGUCAUAUGAAACUAGCAUCCAGUGGAGGAGGAAAAUCUGGAUCUGGCUCCCACACACCAGUCUUAAAGACAGCUGCAAAUGGAACUCUCAGACAAUCAUCUAGUAAAGAACCUGCUCAGAAAAAAGCUAUCAGCCAUUCAAAAUCGGCUAGUAUGGCUGCUAUGCCGCAUGAAGGCAUUAGAACAUCCAGCUCCAAGCAAACAAGCAGCAGUUCAGUGGCAGGAGGAACUCUCCCAAGGGCAAAGAGCAAUCUGAAUACAGGUCCAGGGCAGCCAAGCAGCAGCUUGAUUGCUAGCCAUGGAUCACAAGGUAUAGGACCUGGGCGAUCAGGAAGUAGCUCAGGGACGGGCCAGCGAAGCAGCAGCUCAAGCACGGGACCCGGCCGGCCAAGUAAUAGCUCAAGCACGGGACCCGGCCGGCCAGCUAAUAGCUUAGCCAUGGGACCUGGCCGGCCAGCUAAUAGCUUAGGCAGGGGAUCUGGCAGGCCAGGCGGCAGUUCAGGAUCUGUGCAUUCUGGAAAUAGUCAAAGCAUAGGACCUGGACGGCCCACUAGCAGCCUAAACACUGGACUGGGAAGAGGGAGCAGCUCAGGAUCCGGACCAGGCCGGCCUGGAAACACUUCUGUUGGAACUCCUAAACCAAAGUGCACUGUUGUAUCAGAAACAAUCUCAUCUAAAAAUCUGGUCCCAAGACAAAUGAAUGGAAUGAGGCCACUUCCUCAGCAAAGACCUGGGAUUCACCCACAAGGUUUUCCAAGGCCUUCUCUUCCACCUAUUACCUAUAAAAGACACUAUGAAGAUGAUGAUGAUUAUGAUUCUGAAAUGGAAGACUUCAUUGAAGAUGAAGGAGAGCCUCAAGAAGAAAUCUCUAAACAUAUUAAAGAAAUAUUUGGUUAUGAUCGGAAUAGAUAUAAAGAUGAAAGUGAUUAUGCCUUACGUUACAUGGAAAGCAGCUGGAAAGAGCAACAGAAAGAGGAAGCCAGAAGCUUGAAACUUGGAUUGCAGGAAGAUCUAGAAGAGAUGCGACGUGAAGAAGAGGAAUUAAAACGCAAGAAACAGGCAAAGAAACUGAGAACGCGUUAAUUAGUUUGCCGUAGCUCUGGUUUUCUGUUACCCUUCCUGCCCAUCUUCUUAUUCCUCUCCUUGUUCCAAAUUUAGUUUUACUUCAUGGAAAAAAGUGUAAGAAACUGUGUAGAAGAUGGAAAUUAGAAAUACGAGUUUGCUGCAAACUUGUGCUCAGGAGGAUUCUGCAGGUGCUUGAAGAAGGUCUCAUGGCACUUUUUUGCACUUCCUGUCCUCCACUUCUCAAGCUGCUCUGGAGGUUUGGGAGGCUCUCUAGGACAGUAUGGAAAGUGGCUUCAAGGGAGAAGGGACAUCAGAGAAAACGGCCACCCAGCCCUUCCUCCAAUAAGAAAUCUUAAUUGGAUUCCAGUUCUCUCCAUGAAUGGAAUGAACUUUUCCAUUCAUGAAGGGGCAAGUUUGGAUCAAGCCCAUGAUUCUUUAGUUUGACCCUGAAAUACUUAUUUUAAUACCUGCAAUGGAUUCUUUGUUUUUAAAAUGCACUAAUGGAGAAUAUUAGAUAAAUAAUGGAAAUGAAUGUUACUACUGCCGAAAGUAGUUCAAGGAUGCCGGUAGACUACUGACUGACUAUGCACUGGCUUGCAACAAGUGGGCCCACACACCAGUAUGCUAGGCUGCGUUCUUCAUUUUACUUAAAUACUGAAGAAUGUUCACGUUCUCUUAUUUAAAACACAAUUGUGUCCCAAGCCAAGAUGGAUAGGUCACCUUGUCUGUUCAGAGAAAGCACAGAUUUAAAAUUUAGCUGCUGCUAAUGAUGUUGAAAGCAAUAUUAACCUGCACUGUGAUUCCUGUUUGGAGAAGAUUAUCUGAAAAACUCACAUUAUGGUAAAAAAAAAUCAUGAGUUCUGACUUCACAAUUUAGUAGACUGAUACUAUGUCUUGGAAGCAGAUGUUGUAGAAGAAGCAGGCAGCAGCUCCAGGAUGAGGAGAAGAAUGUGGUAGCAAUGGCAUCAUACCUGCCAGUAUAAAUCCCUAAAUUCCCUCCUCCUGCCACCUUGCUAACUUGUUAGUUGUACAGGAUUCAGUACUUCUGGGACUUUAGUAAUCCCUGUCUAGUCACGUUGAACUGAAGUCUCACUUGAACUGGCACAGACUAUCCACUGCCUGAUACUUUACUCUCCUGUUGUACAGAAGACUGAGUUAGGCUAUUAAUGUCACUCAGAAUUUGUUCAAUAAAAAUGGGACCAAAUGGUAAGUCUUAGGGCUGAAAUUUCAUUGCCAAAAAUAAUAAAAAUGUAUCCUGAAAAAUACAAACUUGCAAUGCUUUGUAUAUCGUUUCUAUGACUUUGGUGUGACUGCAUUUUAGAAAUAUCUUUUCAUAUAUCCCAAAUUUUUUUCAGCUUCCUCUUUUAAAUUAAGUGCAUAUUGUCUAAUAAUUCCAAAGCAUGCCAGGAUAUAUUGCAUCUAAUACUGGAUUUUGUCUAGCAUAUGUGCUGAAUUAAUCUAUGUUCUGCUGAUUAUGGGCAUCUUUUUAGUUGUUCUGAAUAAUUGCUUAUAAAGCAACUGAAUAGACCUUCAGCAGAGAAAUAAACCUUUAGAAUUUGUCAAGAUGUCAUUUUUGUCUGUUUCUGAAACUUUGAUUCAACACUGAUUUCAAGCUAUGCACUGCGAAAGAAACCAAGUUGCCAAUCUUAAAGGUAUGCAUAUUGAAAGAGGUACCAAUUCAUUAUUUUCUACAGAAUUGUGCUCUGAAAUUUCAGCCCCAUGUUCCAUGUUAUUUAUUCCUCAAGUACUCAUGAUAUGCACUCACAGGAAAAAAGAUGACCCUUCCCGAAAACUUCAUCAAGCCCCUACUGUGAAAAGCUUCGUUAUCGCUGAAAGUUAAAAGUAGAAGGUAGGGCAGAAUAGCAGUUGUUCAGUAUUCUAGCAGAGAAUGACUAAGAUUUUAAGAAGCAUUUUGUAGGGAUACAAUCCUAGUAAGUAUCAAGAAGGAGGAAUCAGCCUUUGAAUGUAUACAUCCACAUGGGGGUUCAAUUAACAGAGUCAUUGUAAAGAGAACAGGGGAGAUCUCUGCUCACACAGUUCAGUGAGGUGUGCUGUUGCCCAGAUGAAACAGCUGGGCAGUUGCUGCAGAUAGCACGCUGCUUGCUUCUGCACUUCCAGUUUCCUAUGAUCAGUAGUGCUACUUCUUCCAGCACUGUGCUUCAUGUUCCACAGACUCUUUUACCUUGCUAUGAUUGCUAUAUAUACACAUGUGUGUAUAUAGUCCUCCAGAUCCACCCAUUUAUCUUACUCAUCCAAAACAAUGACUGUUGCAAACAUGACCAAGUGACUGUUCAUUUUUUAAUUGUAGUGUGGAAGACUAUUUAGAUAAUAAACUCAGAUUCUGUCUUCUGCAAGCCUUGGACGUAGUAAAGAAUUUGUAAUAGAAGAAUUAUGUACAGCAGUUAAUGCAUGUAUUAACUGCUCUUGCAAGAUUAAUUCAAAAGUGUAUCUUGAAACAAACACCUCAGCAUUACUUGUCUUACAGGAGACAACUGGAAAAUCUAUAUUGUCACUUUCAUCACCUCCUCCUUUUUAAUAAAUUUGUCAUAUGUCACUUCCUAAAAUUUAUGUUUCAUAUAACUUGCCUUGAACUUUCUUGCAUUCCAAAGGGAGUCUCCUGUAAUUGUAUUCUCUUUUCAGAUUGUGUGCUGUUUAACAUACUUAUUUACUUUUUCUUUAGGGAUUUUUCUUUGCUUUAUUUUUCUUAUUCACCUUGUACAAAGUAAAUUUGGCCAUUGUUUCUUCCAAAUUAUAUUAAAGCGAAGUGGAAAAGUUGGUUUAUAUAUCUAUGGCUAUCCAGCACUGUUUGGGCUUCAUAUAUUGUAUGAGCAAAUACUCUAGCUUGGUUUGCAGAGUCUGUUAAGUGAUUGGAAGAUGUGCCUUUUUUAACAUAUUAAAACUUUCCAUGAAUGUAGGAAUAAGAUAAAGAAUUGAUGUUGGUAUCAAAGAUGCUAUAUUGAAAUUAAUGUGAAAUAAUGCAGUUUUUCGUAAAGGCCUUCCAGGUCUUGUUUUGCACAACUACAGUAGUUAGCAUUUAUGGAUAUUACUGAGUAAAAUAUAAGGACACUUUGUAUUUAGACUUGAUUUUACAGUUGCCUUCUACAUACUUUAUUAAGGCUGUACUUUACUUUUACAGCACUGUCAGAAGCCAGGGCAGCAUGUAUAAUGUAAAGCAUUUAUGAAUCAUUCAGAUCUGUUUUUUCAAGCAGAACUCUGUAAAAAUGUAUUAAAACUUAUUUUUAUACAAGCCCCUCUUUUUAUCUAACAUAAUUAGUUUUUCUUUGGUUUAUGCUUUCUAUAACCUUAAUUACCCUUGUAGCAAAACGUAUUUUUACAUAUAUAGCAGGAGACCAAAACACACUGGAAAGAAAAUACAGUCUUGAAGAGACUAGUGAAUAAAUUGUGAUGACUAUGUUGAAUUUCUAUUUAUUUUGUUGAGUCGGAGUGAUACAAUCAAGUGUUAGCAUAUAAUUGAGGAUGCUUCUGGAGUCCAUGUUGUUUUUGUGAAGUUCAUUGUGUUUAACACAAUGUGACAAAUCAGGUAAAAACUGUUACCCAUAACUGUUUUUUCUGGUGCUGUUGAAGUGUAUGCUUUUGCACAUUGAGAGUGCAGACUGAAGCACGUUAUGUAUAUAAUAAAUACAGACAUUAAACAUUUUAUUGAAUUUUUCA